Messenger RNA from Myotis davidii, 4705 nucleotides. RefSeq names its product ADAM metallopeptidase domain 33 (gene ADAM33). Gene Ontology annotation, molecular function: metalloendopeptidase activity. The transcript is spliced from 21 exons. The record is from RefSeq and is a predicted model, not a curated record. The coding region runs from base 1 to 2175 and encodes 724 amino acids. Lineage: Eukaryota; Metazoa; Chordata; Mammalia; Chiroptera; Vespertilionidae. Gene Ontology annotation, biological process: proteolysis.
AUGGGCCGGGGGCCUCUGAGGGCUCCAGGUUCGCCGCCGCCAGCUUGGCUGCUGCUGCUGCUGCUGCGACUACCGUGGUCGGUGUGGGGGGCCGAGGCGUUCCGCGGAAACACCCCCGGAGAGCCAGUCACCCCUCUCUGGGUCCUGGACGGAGGAGCCUGGCGCAUGGUCACCCUGGAGGAGCCGGUCUUGAAGCUCGACACGGGGCUGGUAGCCUUGGAGGCUGGAGGCCAGGAGAUCCUCCUGGAGUUGGAGAAGAACCGCAGGCUGCUGGCCGCAGGAUACACAGAAACCCACUACAGCCCAGAUGGGCAGCCAGUGGUGCUGGUCCCCAACCAGAGGGAUCAUUGCCAUUACCAUGGGCACGUGAGGGGCUUCCCGGACUCCUGGGUAGUCCUGAGCACCUGCUCUGGUAUAAGGGGUCUGAUCACGCUCAGCAGCAAUGCCAGCUAUUAUGUGCAUCCCUGGCCAGCUGGGGAUGCCCAGGGUGCCGCAACCCACAGGAUCUUCUGGACCGAGCAGCUACUUAGCUGGAAAGGGGCCUGUGGCCACAAGGAUCCUGAAGACAAAAAGAACAUGACCAGCCUUUCUCCUGCCACCAAGAUCAGGGACUGGCGGGAAGCCCAGCGAAGCCCGAAGUACCUAGAGCUGUACAUAGUGGCGGAUCACGCCCUGUUUGUGACCCAGCACCGGGACUUAAACCACACCAAACAGCGGCUUCUGGAGAUGGCCAACUACGUGGACCAGAUUCUCAGGACCCUGGACAUUCAGGUGGCGCUGACCGGCCUGGAAGUAUGGACCGAGCAGGACCAGAUCCGGAUCACGCCGGACGCGAACAACACGCUCUGGACUUUCCUGCGGUGGCGCCGGGGGCUGUGGGGGCGGCGGCCACACGACUCCACGCAGCUGCUCACGGGCCGCGCUUUCCAGGGCGACACUGUGGGCCUGGCACCCGUGGAAGGCAUGUGCCUCGUAGAGAGCUCUGGAGGCGUAACCGCGGAUCACUCGGAGCUCCCCAUCGGCGCUGCAGCUACCAUGGCCCACGAGAUAGGCCACAGCCUCGGCCUCAGCCACGACCCCGACGGCUGCUGCGUAGGGGAGGCAGCGGAACCAGGCGGCUGCGUCAUGGCAGCAGCCACGGGGUAUGGGCGACCGGGCGACCGGGUGACCGGGUGGGGAGGAGCUGCUAGGGAGGCCCCACUAGACCCAGGCCCUUCCUCGGCUGCUGUUCCUACAGGGCUGGCCGCGCUGGGUCGGGGUUCCACGUUCAGUCUGGCGCUGCUGGCUCUGGAAGGCACGCCGUCCCGCCCCGUCCAGCUGGGCGCCUUCGCUCGGGUUACCGGCCGUGGCUACUGCCUGGACGGCGCGUGCCCCACGCUCGAGCAGCAGUGCCAACAGCUCUGGGGACCUGGCUCCCGCCCAGCACCGGAGGCCUGUUUCCACGUGGUGAACUCGGCAGGAAACGCCCAUGGCAACUGCGGGAGGGAUGAGGAGGGCAGCUACGUGCCUUGUACGCAGAGGGAUGCGCAGUGCGGGAAGCUGCAGUGCCAGGGCGGGGAGCAGAGCCCACUGGCACCACACACGAUGCCGGUGGACUCUACCCUCCGCCUGGACGGCAGGGAGGUGACUUGCAGGGGGGCCUUCCUGCUCCCGGGUGCCCAGCUGGACCUGCCUGACUUGGGCCUGGUGGAGCCAGGCACCCAGUGUGGGCCUACAAUGGUGUGCCAGGACAGGCGCUGCCAGAACACUACCUUUCAGGAGUUGGAGCUCUGUCUGACCGCCUGCCAUGGCCAUGGGGUUUGCAACAGCAACCAUAACUGCCACUGUGAUCCUGGCUGGGCUCCACCCUCCUGUGACCAGCCAGGGGCGGGUGGCAGCCUGGACAGUGGCCCUGUGCAGCCGGAAAACCAGGACGCCUUCCUGCUGGCAGUGAUCUUUAGCUUCCUACUGCCUCUGCUUCCUGGGGCUGGCUUGGCCUGGUGCUGCUACCGGCAGCGCGGAUCCCAGCUUCAGCACGGCCUGUGCAGCUCAAGGAGGGCCAGUGGGCCCAAAGAUGGCCCAUGCAGGGAUCACCCCCUGGGCAGUGGUCAGCGCCUGGAGAUGGGCCCGAUGACCACUGGAGAGCCCCGACCCCUCAACAUUGAGAUCCCUGCCAGAGCCCAACAGCCACCUUGAGAAACCUGUGCCCUGUGGCCCUACCUGCACCCAAGCAGGUCAAGUCCAGAAGCCAAGAUCCAGUCUCUGUCGAGAGGGGGAUCUGAGAUGAGGACACUUAAAAACAGGUGGCUACUGACACUUGGACUGCCAGGGGCAGAGUCAGCAAGUCAGCUGACCGGUACCUUCAGGCAGCUUGCAAGUUUCUUCCCCGAGUUACCUCCGCCCUACCCGCUCCAGGAGCCCAGAGCCUCAUCAGAGUUUGCCCAGCGCUCUCUGUUCUUUAGGGCUGGAUCAUGCCAGCCCCAGAAUGCAUCUGUUAUGUAAAACUUCCCAGGUCUGAGAGACGAAAGAAAGAGGCGCCAACUCCAUCAUUACCAGAGUUUACUAAGGGAACAUAUACAAGGUACAUCUUGGGCAGCGGCAAGACCAAGUGGAUAUCCACCACACCAUGCGGCAGCCGCCAAAGGGUUGUAUAGACGGGCAGGAUGGAUAGGGGUGCUGGGCGUAACCCACCCAGGUAAAGGGGAAAGGCCUUACACGCUUGCCCAGGGAAGGGCGAGGGCCUGUCCCAGGAACCAGCAUGCCUGGGACAUGGAGAGGGUGAUCAGUCUCUGAGGGGACUUAUGGGAAGCAAUCUCUGUUCUGACCCAGAGGAUCUGGCAGUGGUCAGGAAGCGCUCAUGUCAUGGAACAGUCUCUCCUUCACACCAUCAGUCCAGGAAAUGAAGCUCACAGUCACUGACUUCCUGUCACCGGGGGGAGGUUAGGUCACACGGGAGAGGCCUCUAACUGGGGAUGUGUGCUGUGCUACAGGCACUCCUUCCAGACUCAGACUCUGGCAAUGUCUGCUGGGCCAGAGCCUGGACGCGGGGACCCUACAUUUCAGACUGAGUCCACUUCCCUGGAGCCUGGCCCCUGCAAAGCAAACAAAAUCCUUGGGACCUUCCUCCCUCCCUUUUCCUGCCCUAUCUUGUCCCCUAGAUAGUUCCUCAGCCCCAUCCCAGUCCUAGUCCUGCACCUGAGGUUUUGGAGGAGUGUGGGGUAUGCUGCCCCCCCCCCCACUUUGGACAUUAUUGAGCCUCUCCUACAUUCCCUAGGCAGGGAUUGAGGGAGCCAUUUUAGAAAGGGCACCAAAGGGACCGUGUGAGUCUUUUCUGCCUGUAAAUUCAACCCUGUGGGGCUCCCUGAGGGGUGGUGGCUGGUGGGUGAAGCCUCAGAUGGUAGCGAGAACCCCAGACGGACGUGGAUAUAAGAUGGUGUUGUCUUGCUUGAAUGAUCUCUUUGCCCCACCUCACUGGCCUCCCUUGGACAGUCUCAGAAGCCACUUAGUCUCUUCCCUUGCUUCAUGCAAGAGUUGCUGAGUGACCUGUAUCAGCCAGCUGUUGCUGUGUAACAACACUCCCCCAAAACUUAAAACAACAACCAAUUCCGGGAAUUGGCAAGUUAGGUUGAACUCAGCUGGUGGUUCGAUUGGUCUCAACUCAGCUCACUUAUAUGUUUGCUGUCAACUGCUGGCCAACUAGGAAGUUCUGCUUCUGGGGUUGGUUGGCGGUUGGCUGGGGUGAUGGGAAUAGAUGGGCUGUGUGUCUCUCAUUUUCCAGUGGGCUAGCCCAGGCUUGUUCACAUGACAGCUGGGGGGGGGGGAUUUCUAAGAGAGCAGGACCAGGAUUAGGAUGAGGUAAGUGUGCUCACUUACCUUGGGCAAAAAAAAUAAUAAUCAAGAUAAGUAAUAUUUUAAAAGAUCAAAAUUAGUGCUAAAAACCCAUGAUGAACAAAAUAUUAAAAAUUUAAGUGAAGACAGGAUCAAUAACAGGACCACCCCAAGCAGGUGGGAGCCAGAGGCAAAAGGAAACAUCAGCCAUGGUGCUCCUGAGGCAAGUUCCUCUCUCACCUCAUCCUGCAACAGAUUGGAAGCGUGGAGAUCUCCUAAGAUUCCAUGGCUGGCACAUGGCACUUACCAUGACACUCUAUGGGCCAGCCUGGGUUCCAGGGAUUGGGGAAAAAGUCUCCUCUUAAUGGGAAGAAUGCAAAAUCAUAUUUCAGGGCGUGUGAAGAGCUGGGGAAUGGCGGCAAGUGUCUGAUCCUCCCACCGGCAGCACAGGAGAGGCAGCCCCCAGCUCAGGCUUGCUUUUACUCCACCAGCCCAAGAGGCGGAAUGAGAGUGUUUUCUGAAGUCCUGUGAUCUUUCUACCUGUGAGAUUUUGAUUUAUAGAGAUGACUGAGUGAGGACCUGGAGAGAUGAAUGCCAUUGGAAGGAGUUUUUAUCACGUACAGUCCCCAAGAAAUGGGGGCAUGCAGGGCUGCAUGGGGAAGCACCAGGCUUGUAAGGAAAGACGAGAGCUACCACAGUUUGGAGGAAGCUAAGGCAACAUGACCACUGAAUGUCAUGUGGGAUCCUGGGUUGGAUCUUGAAACAGAAAAAGGACAUUAGUGGAAACACUGGAGAAAUUAAAAAUGGUCUGUAGUAUAUUGUAUUGUACCAAUGUUAAUUCCCUAGUUUUAACAACCUAUAUAUAUAAAAGCCUAAGCGACCGAACAACCAGUCGACC